Miscanthus lutarioriparius is the source of this 1122-nucleotide messenger RNA. Lineage: Eukaryota; Viridiplantae; Streptophyta; Magnoliopsida; Poales; Poaceae. The record is from the annotation of a GenBank genome assembly.
AUGGCGGCCUCGAACCUGUCGAGGGACGUGGAUGGCCACGGUGACAACUCCGGCGGCACUUCGCUUCCUCCUCCGCCUCGGCCGGAUAACGGAGGUAGAUACUUACCUUUAGAAGCAAUGUUGCCAUUUCUGGAUCAAACUCUUGUGUCAAGAAUUAUGAGUGUUUCCCCAUAUUUAGCACGUGACGUGUAUAACUGUGAUGUUUCCUGCACACCCUUGAUCCUCAUUCAUAUGAACGAAGAUUUCAGUGUUGGAAACUUCUCAUUGCCAUUAAUUUCUUACAUCAUGGCUGCCUGGGUGGGUUUCAUUAGCUAUUUCAAACAAAAUGGUCUGCACCAUUUCUCAACUGAAACAAGCAUUACUGGUGCAGAGGUCAGCAUAUCUUGGAAACAACAAUCCCUUCUGUCUGGAAACAAUGUCCGCCCAGUCCCAUUGUGGGAAAGAGAAUUCUGCCGUAACGCCAUUUACAUUCCCUGGGAGACCUUCUGCGAAAACAAGCGAUUUAUUGGAUUAUACAGAAACGUCAUGGACUGGGAUGAUUCAGAAGCGUUCAAGAAUUUCGAGGAGGCAAAGGAAAGGUUCAGGGCAAAAUAUUUUGGCGAAGGUGGACCAAACAACAGUAACAAUAACUUCCAUGGAGGUGGAUCGUCUAGCAAUUGGCACCAGCAGGGGGUGGAUCCAGGCCACACGUCAUCCGGGACUGGAAGGAUGCUGAUCGGCGGUGGCACGAUGUGGAUGAGUAGCGCUUUCACUGGCGGUGCCAUGAAGUGGAAUGGUGGUGGUGGCAGAGGCAAUGGCACUGGCAGGAACUGGAAUGUUGGCAGUGGCGGUGGUGGCGGUGGCGGCAAUGGCAAUGGCAAUGGCAGUGGCAGGAACCGGAAUGGUGGCGGUGGAGGUGGUGACAGUAGCAGCAAUUGGAAUUGUUUCGGCCGCGGCAAUCAGAGGAAGCAGCACGAGGGGCAACACGAGCUGAGGAACGGCGGUGGCAUCCAGAGGAACCAGGAGGAGGGGUGGCACCAGAUGAGGAGCGGCGGCCGGCAGCAGCAGGGCCAGGGGAGGAUAAAGAUGGAGUGGCGUCUGGUGCAGCACAACAGGGCUCCCAAAGAUGACCCUGCCGCUUGA